Molecule: messenger RNA, 3156 nt
Organism: Olea europaea var. sylvestris
Lineage: Eukaryota; Viridiplantae; Streptophyta; Magnoliopsida; Lamiales; Oleaceae
Product: VIN3-like protein 1
Exons: 5
Coding region: 562-2514 (650 amino acids)
Biological process (GO): vernalization response; epigenetic regulation of gene expression
Molecular function (GO): protein binding
Source: RefSeq, a predicted model, not a curated record
AAUUAUAGCUCCUAGCUUCCCCCCACAUAGUCGUACUGUGGUCUCCCAUUAUCAAUUUCAUGCCCCCACGCUCUCUCUCCCCCUCUUUAUCAAUACCAGGGGAGGAACAACUCCAGAAAGGGAAUGGUCAAAUCUCUAAAUAGCUUUUUAUUCACUUCUCAAACACCUGCCGCUUCAUUACCCUUAUUAUCUGUUAGUUUCUCCCCUUAAUCUCUGCAUCGUCAUCAGCGUGUGGUAUCGAAUAACAGCUGCAACAAGUGACGAAGAUGGCUGUCCGAGGUAUCAACAUUGAGAAUCUAAAUUUCCUAAACCUUGAAGUCCUUAUCUCCCUAGAUUAUUGAGUCCUGAGAUCAGGGUUGCCUCUGCUGCAAGCGGUUGAUAUUAUGUUUUUCAGUUUCUGUUGGCCAACAUGAUUCAUCUUGGGUGCAAAGAAAUACAGAUGACAGUGGAGUCCAGGAUAAUGCUUCAAGAUUCCUGUAACUGGUCCUGAUAUCUGAUCCAAGUAGAUCAUUCCGAAGUAAAUAACAAGAAUAAGAAUCAUUCAGCUUCAUUAAGUGUACAAUGGCCGAAAUACAUCCAAAGGCUAAUAGGAAGUCUUUAAAGAAUCCCGACCUCAAGAGAGCAGCUUCAAAUCCCAAGGAUCAGCCUGCUAAGAAACAACCUCGGAAAGGAGAAAACCCUCUUCGAAUUCCACCAGCUACAGAGCUAACUUCCGAUUUUAAUUGUAUGGAUUCAUGGAUCUGUAAAAAUUCUGCCUGUCGAGCAACUCUUUCAAUUGAUGACACAUUUUGCAAGAGGUGCUCUUGCUGCAUCUGUCAUUUAUUUGAUGACAACAAGGACCCAAGUCUUUGGUUGGAAUGCAUAUCUGAAUCUGGCCUGGAAGACUCUUGUGGCUUAUCUUGCCACAUUGAAUGUGCCCUCCAACAUGGGAAGGUGGGAGUUGUUAACCUUGGGCAGUUGAUGCAGUUGGAUGGAAGCUAUUGUUGUGCUUCAUGUGGCAAAGUUUCAGGGAUACUUGGAUACUGGAAGAAGCAGUUAACUGUGGCUAAGGAAGCUCGACGUGUAGAUAUCCUGUGUUAUAGAAUAUUCUUGAGUUAUAGGCUGCUGGAUGGAACUUCCAGAUUUGAAGAACUCCAUGAAUUUACUAAAGAAGCGAAAGCCAAGUUAGAAACAGAGGUGGGCCCAUUGAAUGGUGUUUCAUCCAAAAUGGGCCGGGGCAUUGUCAGCAGGCUAUCUGUAGCUAGUGAUGUGCAGGCAAUCUGCUCCCUUGCCAUUGAGAAAGCUGACGAAUUGCUGGCCUCAAAAUCUAGUGCUACCAUGAACUGCAUUGAGGAUUCUCUUCCCGCAGCUUGCAAAUUCCUCUUUGAGGAAGUAACAUCAUCUUCAGUUGUAGUUAUAUUGAUAGACUUAUCUACUGCAUCCUCUGAUGAUAUUAAGGGCUACAAACUCUGGUAUUGUAAGACGAGAGAAGAAACUCAUGGAAAAGAACCUGUCUGUGUCUUUCCAAGAUCUCAGAGGCGGAUUUGGAUAUCUAAUCUGCAGCCUUGCACAGAAUAUACCUUCCGAAUUAUAUCCUACACGGAGGCUGGUGACUUUGGACACUCUGAGGCUAGGUGUUUUACAAAGAGUGUAGAGAUAAUUCACAAGAAUUUUGACUCUGUUUCAAUUAAUUAUCAGAAGGAGAAUUCAGACGGUGGAGGAAGCCCUGGUGCCAAAACAAAGCACAGGACUGAAACAGACAUCGAAUUGGACUCUGGUUUUAAAGUACGAGACCUCGGUAAGAUCUUAAGGUUAGCUUGCAUACAAGAACAGGGAGGUUUCAGUGGAUUCUGUGGUUUAGAUAUUAACAAAAGUUGUCGAGUCUGUGAUGUUAAGCCUGAAACUCUACAAGAAGAUAGGUUGCCAUCCUUUCGACGUGGGCUUGACCUAAAUGUUGCUUCAGUUCCUGAUCUGAAUGAAGAGUUUACCCCUCCAGUCGAUUCGUCGAGAGAUGAUGAAUGUGGUUUAGGGCAGGGUGUUGAAGCAGAUGACGAUGCUUUCUCUCAUGAUCUUCGGAGGAAUGGUUUAGCAAGGUCACAUGGCAGCGGUGACUCGCACAACUGGAAUCACGGGAAAAAUGGGGAAGUACCAGCUGUUGAGUCCCAGGUAGAAGCUGGCCUGAAGAGAACGCGUAUGAGCAAUGGAGAGAUGCAGGAUUCUGAUAGCACUCUAACAAAUGGAUCACAAUUGCAAGUGUACAAUGGGCCAGGAUCCUUGGAUGAGAACUUCGAAUACUGUGUAAAGAUCAUUCGUUGGCUCGAGUGUGAGGGUCAUAUUAAACAGGAGUUUAGAUUGAAGUUUCUCACUUGGUUCAGCUUUAGGUCCACAGAGCAGGAACGUAGAGUAGUCAACACUUUUAUACAAACUCUAAUUGAUGAUCCAAGUAGUUUGGCAGGACAGUUGGUUGACUCCUUUUCAGAUAUUGUAUCCAGCAAGACACCGCGAAAUGGUUUCUGUAGUGAGCUUUGGCAUUAAAUUAUCUGGGUUCGUGGGAACAGAAUAGUGCUACAUGGGAACCAGCAGCGCUAUUGCCUUGAUAUUUAUAAUUCCUUCGAUUUAAUUAUUGCUGAUCAUCUGAUGGCGCACUAUUCGGGCGUGUGGAAACAGAAUACUUCUAUUGACUUGAGAUCUAUCAUUUAUUUGGUAAAUUAUUGCUAAUCAUCCUGUUGGUUAUUUGUAAAGGUAUUUUUUCCGCAGGUCACUUCUGAAGUGAUUCAUUUUUUAAGCCAACAAAGCCAUUACUAGAAGAUGUGGAUUUCUGCUUAUGAAGAUGGUUCCUGAUUUCUUUUGCCGAGGCCACAGUGGAAAUGAUGUUACAAUAUAGUAACCAUUUCCAUUUUAAACUUAAUUGCACUUGCUGUAGUAGAAAAAUUUGAAUUCUAGGUUCCAUUUAGAUAUUGUUGGUGGUGUUUCUUUCUAUUAAUGAUCGAAGAGUAGAUGAAUUACUUAGUUUUAGACAUUUUUACUUAAUUGUAACUGGUUCGGCAAAAUCAUUCUCUUCUAGUCCUGCUUUAUUCAGCAAUAUAUUGCGUUUCCAUGGCUGUAAAAUUUGCAGCUGAAAACAGUUAUUUCAUGUGCUAUAUUGCCAUAUUGAAUCAGUUCUGGUUUAUAUGUGAA